AGAGAGAGAAAGGAAAAAAAAAAAGAAAAGAAAGAGAGCACUAAAUUAGCUCAGCUGCAUCAAAAAUGGUUUUAUAUUUCUUCAACAACAAUAUCAAGAACAGUAAAGAUCUCAGCUGAGAAAACCCCAAAAGAAGCCAUGGAAGGAGGAAAAGGUAAAGGAGAAACCAACACUUGCACCACCACCACCACCACCACCACCACCACCACCACCACCACAACCUCAAAUUCUAAACAACCACAACAAGUGGUGGGAGCACCACAGAAUCAACAACAACAACCCGGUCCUAGAAGAAGAAAUGGUGCCCUAAAACGAAAAGCAGCAAAUAAUUCAUCUUCAGCUGGACCAUCAAAACGUUUAACCAGAGAAAGAAACAACCUAAUUCCUCAUCAUAUUCUUUAUAAUAAUGGUCCUAUAACUCGAGCUCGUCAAUCUCCAAAUAAAUUUGGUGCUUCUGAAUCUUCUGCUGCUGUUUCUGCUGGUGGUGGUGGUGGCGGUUCUGGUGUCACUUCGUCUUCCACAGUGUCUACUCCACAAAAUCUCAACGACCCUUUACCUAAUCCCGUGUCAUCUGUUGGUGGAGAAAUUAUCAACACCAUUGAAGAAUCUAAUAAGACUAAAUACGAGGAAUUAGAAAGAGAUUUAGAGCCUGUUAUUGAUGCGGAGUUUGAAGCUGUUAGAUCUCAUGGUGAUGUUGCUCAUGUUAUUCCUACUCAUGCUGGUUGGUUUUCAUGGGAGAAAGUACACCCACUUGAGGAACAUGCAUUGCAGUCUUUCUUCAACGGGGAAUCGGAGAAACGGACUCCUGAUUCUUACAUGGAAAUUAGGAAUUUAAUUGUUAAGAAAUUUCAUGAGGAUCCAAAGGCUUCAUUCGACCCAAAAGAUUUGUCGGAGCUCUCUGCUGGGGAGUUGGAUGACAGACAGGAGGUGAUGGCAUUUUUGGAUCACUGGGGUUUGAUAAAUUUUAAGCCAUUUCCACUCGCUGAUGCUAGUAUGGCUCUUCCUGAUGGCGAUGGAGCUACCAAGACAUCUUCACUGGUUGAAAAAUUGUAUCAUUUUGAAGCGGUUGAAUCUCGUCCAUGGGGAAGUUUUAAGCCAGAUUUAGCUGCACCUGUCUUGCCUCCGAGGUUGUAUCCAGAAUCUUUCAUUGCUGAGGAGGUGAGGCCAGAGGGACCUGCUGUUGAGUACCAUUGUAACUCAUGCUCAGGAGAUUGUUCCCGCAAGCGUUACCAUUGCCAGAAGCAGGCAGAUUUCGAUCUAUGUUCUGAGUGUUAUAAUAAUGGGAAGUUUGAUGCUGGAAUGUCGCAUGCUGAUUUCAUUCUCAUGGAAUCUGCAGAACCGGGUGUAAAUGGUGGGAGUUGGACAGAUCAGGAGACUCUUCUCCUUCUCGAAGCCUUAGAAUUAUUUGGACCAAACUGGAGUGAGAUUGCAGAGCAUGUUGCCACAAAAACUAAAACCCAAUGUAUCUUGCAUUUUGUUCAAAUGCCAAUUGAGGAUUCCUUUUUUGAAGUUAAGCCAGCUAAGGAUGAUGUUGAGGCUAAUCUCGAGGCGAAUAUAGUUACGGGUUCAAGUGCUAAUGAUUUAUCUGGUUUGAAAGAUGCUCCUGACACAAAGGAGAGCAAAGUUGAGCCAGAUAUUGAUUCAAAUUCUGUGAAGAUUAUUCCUGACACAACUGAGGGCAAAAGUGCUACCGGUUCUGAUUCACCUGCUAAAAAAGAAGCUCUUGCUGAAACAACCAAAGACCAGAGUGUGACUCAUGAAGAGCAACCUUUGUCUCCCUCAAUGAACAUUUCAAAACCGAAGGAUACCAUUGAAGUAAAUCUCGCUGUGGAAACAAGUGCUAACAUUGCACUGAAUGCUCUGAAGGAAGCAUUCCAGACUGUUGGUUCUCUUCCAGAACCUGGAGAGAAGUUUUCAUUUACGGAAGCAGGGAAUCCUGUCAUGGCAUUGGCAGCGUAUCUUGCUGGUUUGGUGGAAUUUGAUUAUGCAGCUGCAUCAGCUCGCAGUUCACUAAAAAUUAUAUCUGACCAAUCUCCAGCCAUUCAGUUAGCCGCAAGGCACUGUUUUGUCCUUGAAGAUUCAACAGAUACCGGAAACAUCCCUUCUGUCAUUGAAAGCUUUGAUGUGGAAAUGUCCGAUAAGGUGGUUCAGAAUGAGGAGCAAAACAUCCAGGAAAACAGUACAUCUGUUUUGGAUGGAAGUUCCACAACUACAACUUCCCCUAAAAAGAAGUUAGAGGAAGCAAUUCAAAAUGAAAAAGAGUCUUUGUUUUCUUCAGGUGAUGAAGGCAAAUCUACUCUGAGUAGUGCAAAAAAAUUAGAUGAUGAAACUAUUCCUCAAGAUGACACACCAGUGGUUGAGGAGCCUAGUGAUUCAGCUUUGCCUCGUGAGGAUACACCAAGCAUUGUAAAGGAGUCUAGUGAUUCUACUUUGCCGCAUGAGGAACCGGCAAGUACUGCGACAGAGUCGGUUGAUGUGCCAUUACAAGCUCAGGCUACACCAAGCUCAGUAAAGGAAUCUAGUGGUGCAGUGGAAGAGGCCUCUGAGUGUCCUGAGGCACCAGAGGCUGUCGAUAAGUUGUCUAAUACAGCUUCCUUGGAAGCAAAAGAGUUUAAACAAGCAGCUGCAUGUAAUUUAACAGUCGAGAAUGGUGAAAAUACAGGGAACGACGAUAAAAAAGUGAUUGGUAUCAAGGAAGAGAAGGAUAUUGGCUUGAACAAAAACAAAGAUGACCAUAAUAUCCAAAGAAUAAAGCGUGCUGCAAUUACUGCCCUGUCAGCUGCCGCUGUAAAGGCAAAGCUUCUUGCAAAGCAGGAAGAAGAUGAAAUCCAACAACUAGCUACAUUUUUAAUUGAUAAACAGUUACAGAAGUUGGAGCUAAAGUUAUCUUUCUUUACGGAGAUGGAAAGUGUGAUCACAAGGGUUAGGGAACAAAUGGACAGAUCGAGACAAAAACUUUACCAAGAAAGGGCCCAGAUAAUUGCUUCACGGCUUGGCUAUCCUGCUUCUGCGUCCAGAACAGUGAUACCAUCAUUCCCUACUAACAGAGUUGCAAUGAGUUACGCAAACGCAUUGCCAAGACAGCAACCCGGUACAAACUUUCAAAGGCCACAAAUGAUGACAAGUAUGGUGAGACCAUCAGGUCCUCACCUUUCUACCCCAUCCAUUCCUAGCAGGACUGUUGCAGGUGCUUCACCUAAUAAUACGUAAUCAGAAACCUUUCUUCGGUUGGUAAAGUCAUAUUUUUCCAUUGGCACUUAGGUGAUGUAAUUAUUCCGAUGAAUCAAGUAAGCCAUUCUCUCUAGAAAACCAGUUGUAUUACCAUAUUUGUAAUACAUGUCACAUAAAACAGAUGAAAGCUUGUUGGCGUAUACAGGAUUGGCCCUGAACAAAGUGACCAAAGUGUUGCAUUGGUCGGGGCCUAAUUUUUUGGAGCUUCCAGUUUCACACCCUUUUUAAAGUUUGUCUUAUGUGUACUUUUAACCGCUUAUAACCGAUUAUAAAAGGACUCUCAUGAAAGCGUGACAGAGAUUUGGAUGA
Papaver somniferum (opium poppy) is the source of this 3540-nucleotide messenger RNA. Its product is annotated as SWI/SNF complex subunit SWI3D-like. NCBI's taxonomy places the organism in Eukaryota, Viridiplantae, Streptophyta, Magnoliopsida, Ranunculales, Papaveraceae. The transcript is spliced from 7 exons. The coding region runs from base 139 to 3210 and encodes 1023 amino acids. The record is from RefSeq and is a predicted model, not a curated record. Gene Ontology annotation, molecular function: zinc ion binding; protein binding.